This is a messenger RNA of Labeo rohita (rohu), 993 nucleotides long. RefSeq names its product mitochondrial ribosomal protein S25 (gene mrps25). The record is from RefSeq and is a predicted model, not a curated record. Gene Ontology annotation, molecular function: structural constituent of ribosome. Gene Ontology annotation, cellular component: mitochondrion. The transcript has 4 exons. NCBI's taxonomy places the organism in Eukaryota, Metazoa, Chordata, Actinopteri, Cypriniformes, Cyprinidae. The coding region runs from base 112 to 633 and encodes 173 amino acids.
AUUGAGCAGACGAUGUCAAUAAACCGAAGCAGGAGCAGCAUGAGCUGAUGUGUUGAGAUCGCGUCUGUGGAUCAUUCAGUGACAUAAUUUACACAAAUUAAUAAUUUAAUCAUGCCGAUGAAGGGAAGAUUCCCCAUACGGAGGACACUGGAGUAUCUGCAGAAAGGAGAAGUUGUGUUUAAAAAAUCAGUGAAGAUUAUGACUGUCAAUUAUAACACACAUGGAGAUCUGAGUGAAGGAGCAAGGAAGUUUGUGUUCUUCAGUAUCCCUCAAAUCCAGUACAAAAACCCCUGGGUUCAAAUAAUGAUGUUCAAAAACAUGACACCCUCACCCUUCCUCCGAUUUUACCUCGAUGAUGGAGAGCAAGUGUUGGUGGACGUAGAAGGAAAAGACCAUAAAGAAAUUACUAACCAUGUGAAGAUGAUCCUUGGCAAGUCAGAUAAAGUUCUUGAAGGAGAAGCUCUGGCUAAAAUGGAGUUGUCAAACCCUGCUAACUUUGGGCCCAAGAAAUAUUUUCUGAGGGAGUGUAUCAGUGAAGUGGAGGGUCAAGUUCCUCAUCCUGGAUUUGUCCCGCUUCCCAAAGAGAUGACUGGCAAAUACAGGGCCAAACUGGCUACAGGCUCUGAUGAGUAAAUACUGUUUGGGAUGAAUGUAAAAAUACCCUCUUAUUUAAAAAAAAAAAAAAAAAAAAAAAAAGGUCCUUUAUCUUUGAUGUUUUUUGACUUUCACUCAGACUGUGAUUAUGGAAAGCAAACUUGUUUUAUAAACUUUCAAAACAAUAAAUAUACAACAAUUAAAAAUUGGUUAUUUAUUCUUUUGUGAACCUUUCACAAAACAAAAACCUAAAGAAUAUCUCACCGUGUUUUCAUUCAGUGAAUUUUAUUAAUUAUUAGUGUUACAUUUGAUACCUGAUAUUGCUUAGUGUAAACACAACAUUAUCCAAAAGCUAAUGGAGAGGUUGUUAGUCACAACAUGUUACUCUGAUGACACAAA